CUUUUUUAGACAUGCAGAGUUAUAGACAUGUUAUAGCCACCUGUGCACAGAUAAGAGUCGUCAAGUCAGAUGUCUUUAUGGACCCUUUCUUUAAAAACUACACAAACACGAAAGACAAAACUCUCAAACACCACAUACUAAAUAUCCAACAACUGGUUCAAGAAAUAUGCUGCGAAAACUGGAAAUAGCUAAAAAAGAUGUACAGACAAAGUGUCCUGUCAAAUCUAGAGAAAAAGACACCAAAAAGCAAGAGGAAGAGGACAAAAACCUAAAUGUUUGUGAAGCUUCCAGAGAAUAUCUAGAUAUAUUGUCUACUGCCACAGCAAACGCACAAGUUUCAGACUCUCUUGGCUCAGAAAUAGAUGAAAUAAUUGACUCUCCGCCUGUAGAGAAAAAAAACAAACUGAAAAAUAAACUGAAGGAGUUAGAGAAUGUUACACUUAACAUUGCUAUAACUGGGAUGACAGGGGCAGGGAAGUCUUCCUUAGUCAAUGCCCUCAGAGGCCUUCCCAAUGAUCAUAAGGAUGCAGCUCCCACAGGAACAACUGAGACUACCAUGAAGCCCAACAUGUACCCACAUCCCUUCAUGCCAAACGUGAAGAUCUGGGACCUGCCUGGAAUCGGUAGUCCAAGAUUUAGAGCAAAGAAGUACCUGAAAGAUGUUAAUUUCCACACAUAUGACUUCUUUCUCAUAGUGACCUCUGAAAGAUUUAAGGAGAAUGACAUCGAGCUGGCCAGAGCGAUCAAGAAGAGGAAGAAGGUAUUUUAUUUUAUUCGUACUAAAAUUGACAACGACAUUCGUGCAGAAUUACACAAAACUAACUUUGAUGAGCGGAUGUUACUCGAAACCAUCCGAGAGGAUUGUACAGUGAACCUAGUGAGUAUCGAAAUACCCAAAAUAUUCUUAAUCUCUUCCUUUCAAGUGGAAAAUUAUGACUUUCCGAAGCUGAUCAACACCUUGGAAUAUGAAAUUCCCAAAAAGAAAAAAAUUGCUCUUAUUCAGUUUUUGCCCGUUUAUUCUUUUCAGAAAAAUAAACUGAAGGAGUUCGAGAAUGUUACACUUAACAUUGCUGUAACUGGGAUGACAGGAGCAGGGAAGUCUUCCUUAGUCAAUGCCCUCAGAGGCAUUCUUAAUGAUGAUAAGGACGCAGCUCCCACAGGAACUGAAACUACCAUGAAGCCCAACAUGUACCCACAUCCCUUCAUGCCAAACGUGAAGAUCUGGGACCUGCCUGGAAUCGGUAGUCCAAGAUUUAGAGCAAAGAAGUACCUGAAAGAUGUUAAUUUCCACACAUAUGACUUCUUUCUCAUAGUGACCUCUGAAAGAUUUAAGGAGAAUGACAUCGAGCUGGCCAGAGCGAUCAAGAAGAGCAAGAAGCUUUUUUAUUUCAUUCGCACAAAAAUUGACAACGACAUUCGUGCAGAAUCAAACAAAAGAAACUUUGAUGAGCGGAUGUUGCUUGACAACAUCAGAAAGGAUUGUAAAGCAAAUCUACUGAGUGUUGAAACACCCAAAAUGUUCCUAGUGUCUUCAUUUAAUUUGGAAAAAUAUGAUUUUCAGGAGCUGAUCGACACCCUUGAAGAGGAACUUCCAGAGAACAAGAAAUUUGCUCUCAUUCAGUCUUUGCCCAUUUAUUCUCUAGAGGCCCUCACAAAGAAGAAAACAUACUACAAGAAAAUGAUUUGGCUAAACGCCUUAGCAGCGGGAGUUGGGGCCAUACCUCCAAUCCCUGGAUUGUCACUGGCCUGUGAUUACGGCAUCAUGAAGAAGUUUUUUCAGCAAGUCUUCGCAGGUUUUGGUUUAUCAAAUCAGGCUCUAGAGGUGCUAUCAGAACGAGUGAACAAACCGGUGGAGCAGCUAAAAGCCGCUAGGACUUCACGCUUCAAAGAUGGGGCCACUGAGGAUAUUGUGAUUGAUAUGCUGUCUAAACCAAAGAUUGCUAUAGCCAAGACUCUGGGGACUGUAAUGUCUAUGCUGCCAGGAGGAGCUCUACCUGCAGGAGGAACGGCCGUCGCUACUGUACACUACCUGCUUAAUAUGGGACUCAAUGAGAUGGCAGAAGACACCAAACGUGUUCUCUCUGUGUCACUGCUUGCCUAAUAGACAGAAAAAGUAGCCUCAGAUCCAGAUGACAAAUCAUAUAAAUAACUGUGUUGAAGCAGAAAAAACGUGUUGUAGUACUAAAAAAAAUAAUCAUAAUAAUUGUAAUCUUUUUUUUUGUGUGAUUAUGAUUCAAAUAAAAAAACGAAAAUGUGCUCAUGAAUGUGCGUUCGAAAUAAAAAAAACAGUUUUGGUUUUCCCAAUGUAAUGUAUAUUUCUAUACCAAUGUUUCUUUCAUUUAUGUCUAUAUAUAACUAUGUUUGCUUAGGCCCAUAACCACCUAUGAGGUCAGCGAGGUCCGAUCCUCUGUAAAUGUUUCAUGUUCAACAGAAAUAAAAUUUGUUCUCUGAAUUAAUAAUUUGAUGUUUAACUCCUCAUACAUGUGCAUGGCAUGUAUAAUUCAGACAGUUUGAAUCACUGUGAAGCGCUGGCAGAGUGAACAAGGCUUGAGAGAGGAGGCGCCGACGCAGUCUCCAUGUUGCUAGAUCUAGAUGUUAUAUGCUUUUUUUGAACUUCUCAUUUUCACUUAAUUUGAAAAUUUAGAAAGUUAAUCAAAUAAGAUAUGGCAGUUUACGGUCAGCAAUAUAUUUAUAUAUUUUUAAUUGCAAAAGUUUUUUUUUUGUUUUUAACAAACAUCUGCAGUGCAAUUCUGUCUCUUCUAAAGUGUUUAUAGUAUGUAAAACAGGUUGUAUUUAUAGGGGUUAUUAUAUCACGGUUUAAAGUACCCCUAGUAUGCACUUUAGAAAAUGUACCUCUCAUGCAGUAUGUAACACAGGUUUAAGUGAAUAAAAACAUUCU
Messenger RNA from Puntigrus tetrazona (Sumatra barb), 2899 nucleotides. RefSeq names its product T-cell-specific guanine nucleotide triphosphate-binding protein 2-like. The record is from RefSeq and is a predicted model, not a curated record. The coding region runs from base 167 to 2101 and encodes 644 amino acids. Gene Ontology annotation, cellular component: membrane. Gene Ontology annotation, molecular function: GTP binding. NCBI's taxonomy places the organism in Eukaryota, Metazoa, Chordata, Actinopteri, Cypriniformes, Cyprinidae. The transcript is spliced from 2 exons.